Knipowitschia caucasica is the source of this 2346-nucleotide messenger RNA. The record is from the annotation of a GenBank genome assembly. Lineage: Eukaryota; Metazoa; Chordata; Actinopteri; Gobiiformes; Gobiidae.
AUGGAGGUGCAGGGGGAGGAGAGGAGGAGGUACACUCACUGUGGGAUGGAGGUGCAGGGGGAGGAGAGGAGGAGGUGCACUCACUGUGGGAUGGAGGUGCAGGAGGAGGAGAGGAGGAGGUACACUCACUGUGGGAUGGAGGUGCAGGAGGAGGAGAGGAGGAGGUGCACUCACUGUGGGAUGGAGGUGCAGGGGGAGGACAGGAGGAGGUGCACUCACUGUGGGAUGGAGGUGCAGGGGGAGGAGAGGAGGAGGUGCACUCACUGUGGGAUGGAGGUGCAGGAGGAGGAGAGGAGGAGGUACACUCACUGUGGGAUGGAGGUGCAGGGGGAGGAGAGGAGGAGGUGCACUCACUGUGGGAUGGAGGUGCAGGGGGAGGAGAGGAGGAGGUGCACUCACUGUGGGAUGGAGGUGCAGGAGGAGGAGAGGAGGAGGUACACUCACUGUAAGAUGGAGGUGCAGGGGGAGGAGAGGAGGAGGGUGCACUCACUGUGGGAUGGAGGUGCAGGGGGAGGAGAGGAGGAGGUGCACUCACUGUGGGAUGGAGGUGCAGGGGGAGGAGAGGAGGAGGUGCACUCACUGUGGGAUGGAGGUGCAGGGGAGGAGAGGAGGAGGUGCACUCACUGUGGGAUGGAGGUGCAGGAGGAGGAGAGGAGGAGGUGCACUCACUGUGGGAUGGAGGUGCAGGAGGAGGAGGAGAGGAGGAGGUGCACUCACUGUGGGAUGGAGGUGCAGGGGGAGGAGAGGAGGAGGUGCACUCACUGUGGGAUGGAGGUGCAGGGGGAGGAGAGGAGGAGGUACACUCACUGUGGGAUGGAGGUGCAGGGGGAGGAGAGGAGGAGGUGCACUCACUGUGGGAUGGAGGUGCAGGAGGAGGAGAGGAGGAGGUACACUCACUGUGGGAUGGAGGUGCAGGAGGAGGAGAGGAGGAGGUGCACUCACGUGUGGGAUGGAGGUGCAGGGGGAGGACAGGAGGAGGUGCACUCACUGUGGGAUGGAGGUGCAGGGGGAGGAGAGGAGGAGGGGGAGGAGAGGAGGAGGUACACUCACUGUGGGAUGGAGGUGCAGGGGGAGGAGAGGAGGAGGUGCACUCACUGUGGGAUGGAGGUGCAGGAGGAGGAGAGGAGGAGGUACACUCACUGUGGGAUGGAGGUGCAGGAGGAGGAGAGGAGGAGGUGCACUCACUGUGGGAUGGAGGUGCAGGGGGAGGACAGGAGGAGGUGCACUCACUGUGGGAUGGAGGUGCAGGGGGAGGAGAGGAGGAGGUGCACUCACUGUGGGAUGGAGGUGCAGGAGGAGGAGAGGAGGAGGUACACUCACUGUGGGAUGGAGGUGCAGGGGGAGGAGAGGAGGAGGUGCACUCACUGUGGGAUGGAGGUGCAGGGGGAGGAGAGGAGGAGGUGCACUCACUGUGGGAUGGAGGUGCAGGAGGAGGAGAGGAGGAGGUACACUCACUGUAAGAUGGAGGUGCAGGGGGAGGAGAGGAGGAGGUGCACUCACUGUGGGAUGGAGGUGCAGGGGGAGGAGAGGAGGAGGUGCACUCACUGUGGGAUGGAGGUGCAGGGGGAGGAGAGGAGGAGGUGCACUCACUGUGGGAUGGAGGUGCAGGGGGAGGAGAGGAGGAGGUGCACUCACUGUGGGAUGGAGGUGCAGGAGGAGGAGAGGAGGAGGUGCACUCACUGUGGGAUGGAGGUGCAGGAGGAGGAGAGGAGGAGGUGCACUCACUGUGGGAUGGAGGUGCAGGGGGAGGAGAGGAGGAGGUGCACUCACUGUGGGAUGGAGGUGCAGGGGGAGGAGAGGAGGAGGUACACUCACUGUGGGAUGGAGGUGCAGGAGGAGGAGAGGAGGAGGUGCACUCACUGUGGGAUGGAGGUGCAGGAGGAGGAGAGGAGGAGGUGCACUCACUGUGGGAUGGAGGUGCAGGAGGAGGAGAGGAGGAGGUGCACUCACUGUGGGAUGGAGGUGCAGGGGGAGGAGAGGAGGAGGUACACUCACUGUGGGAUGGAGGUGCAGGGGGAGGAGAGGAGGAGGUACACUCACUGUGGGAUGGAGGUGCAGGGGGAGGAGAGGAGGAGGUGCACUCACUGUGGGAUGGAGGUGCAGGCCUCUGCUCUGGGGUCGCUGCAGCAGGCGCAGCAGGUGUGUGACGUGAAGGAAGAACCCGGGUUUGACCUGAGCUUCCAGAGACACAAACCCUGGGAUCCAGGUGUCACGGUGCAGCACGAACGUGGCGGCGUCCCAGAAUGCACUGCUCUCUUGCCACUUCUCCAGGCGCACCUCGCCGCUCGGACUCGCAAACAGGAAGUAGUUUGGGCGAGCGGCGGCUUCAAACGAGACGCAGGAUGA